Molecule: messenger RNA, 494 nt
Organism: Culex quinquefasciatus (southern house mosquito)
Lineage: Eukaryota; Metazoa; Arthropoda; Insecta; Diptera; Culicidae
Exons: 3
Coding region: 87-494 (135 amino acids)
Source: RefSeq, a predicted model, not a curated record
GAAGCACAAGGGCAACGGAUACCACCACGGCGAGGGAGACGACAGGGAAGACUGGAACCACAUGUUGACGGAAACCCCCGGAGGACAUGCAGAGUGGCAAGACAACGAGCAUGAGCAGUCGGAUCAUCAAGUCGGAGUCGGACGCACACUCGCCGGGUCAACCGCCGAUCAGUAGUCCGAUGUCGAUCUCGGCGCUUACUGCUAGGCUGAUGGACGAUUGCGACGGCGGCAGCAUGCAGCUGGGCAGUCUCGAAGUUGAUCCGGCUUGGCCGUACGCGGACGAGGAUUUGGAGUCGCCGAUCUGCCAUUCGUCCUGCGGGAAAUUGUUGACCUCGGUGGUCCGGCCACAACGACAGCUGGUGCCCGCCUACCGGAAGUACUCGGAAUCGGUUCAAGAACCGAAUCGGGCACGACUCCGUCAUCGCCCCUCGCCAAGAACAACUGCAGGCUACUACAACUCGUCGUUCGACGAUCCGAUCCUACCGGGAAGUUAG